UCGUGUGCUUUAUAUUCAUCUUCAUCUUCAUCUUCAUCUAAUAAUAUUAUGUCUAGUACUGGGACAGGUUCAUCACCUUGCGGCGCAUGUAAAUUUUUGCGCCGCAAGUGUGCUGUUGAUUGUAUUUUUGCUCCCUAUUUUUGUUCAGAACAAGGUCCUGCUAGAUUUGCAGCCAUACAUAAGGUGUUUGGGGCUAGUAACGUUUCGAAAUUGUUGUUACACGUUCCUGUCCCCGAUCGAUGUGAGGCUGUUUUUACUAUUGCUUAUGAAGCUCAAGCUAGGAUCAAAGAUCCUGUCUAUGGUUGUGUUGCACAUAUUUACUCCUUACAACAACAGGUAGCAUAUCUUCAAGCUCAACUUAUGCAAGUGAAGACUCAGCUGGCACAAAGUUUACUCAACAAUUCAAGAAAUUCAGAAAAUUUUUAUCCUCAUCAAUGGUCCAACAACAAUAUGACAUCAUCUUUCCAACCUAGUAAUAACAAUAAUAAUAAUCCAACACAUACUAUGAAUUCAAAUUCAUCACCACAAAGUUCACUUGAAUCGAUUGAUCAUUAUAGCGAUGGAAUAAAUAAUAAUAAUAAUAAUAUGCCAGAGAUUCAAAGCCGACUAGAUCAAGUGUUUUAUCAUCAAGCGGCUUACACUAGUAAUAGUAAUAGCAGUAGUAAUAGUAAUAGUAGAAAGAGGCCUUCGCAAACUGAGUUGGGUGAACUUCAAGCAUUGGCUCUUAGGAUGAUGAAAAACUAAUUAAUAAUAAUUAGUAGUUUAAUUUCUUUUGUUUAAUCUUAAAUCAUGUGUACAUAGACUAUGAGAGAGAAGAAACUUUUGAUCCAUAUUAUGUUAAUCAAGAGCCUACAAAGGAGGCCUUUUUUUUU
This is a messenger RNA of Solanum pennellii, 872 nucleotides long. Its product is annotated as LOB domain-containing protein 16-like. Bases 49 to 744 code for a protein of 231 amino acids. The transcript has 2 exons. Gene Ontology annotation, biological process: hormone-mediated signaling pathway; positive regulation of DNA-templated transcription. The record is from RefSeq and is a predicted model, not a curated record. Gene Ontology annotation, cellular component: nucleus. Lineage: Eukaryota; Viridiplantae; Streptophyta; Magnoliopsida; Solanales; Solanaceae.